Zingiber officinale is the source of this 1449-nucleotide messenger RNA. Its product is annotated as mediator of RNA polymerase II transcription subunit 18-like. Gene Ontology annotation, cellular component: core mediator complex; mediator complex. NCBI's taxonomy places the organism in Eukaryota, Viridiplantae, Streptophyta, Magnoliopsida, Zingiberales, Zingiberaceae. Gene Ontology annotation, molecular function: transcription coregulator activity. The record is from RefSeq and is a predicted model, not a curated record. The transcript is spliced from 6 exons. The coding region runs from base 582 to 1235 and encodes 217 amino acids. Gene Ontology annotation, biological process: termination of RNA polymerase II transcription; regulation of transcription by RNA polymerase II.
AAAAGUAUGCUUCUGCCCUUCCUGGACAAUCUUUUGAGGAUGGAUUUUCCGCUGCGGAAUGCGGACCACCCUCAAGAGACCUCGCCCUAAUGCCCUAGCUCCUUUCUGUUAUCGCGAUUCUUGCCCUUCCUCGCAAAUUCUUCUCGCGGUCGACGCCCUCGCUAAGACUCCUCGGCUUACCCUCCCUGGCCCUUCUUCUCGCGGCCGCCGCCCUCGCUCGCCGAAGACUCGUCGGCGCGGUCUCCCUCGCCCUUCUUCUCGCAGCCGCCGCCCUCGCUAGCAGAAGACUCGUCGGCGACCCCUCCCUCGCCCUUCUUCUCGCGGCCGCCGCCCUCGCUCGCAGAAGACUCCUCGGCGCGCCCUCCCUCGCCCUGACAAGGCUCUCACAGGCUGCGUCCCUCGGGGAGACGGAGCUAGGGUUCCCGUCCUCCUCUUGCCGCAGCCGUCCUAGUGUCCCUGUAACGAAGCUCCCGGCGUAUCUAGGGUUUCAGGCGCCUUCCUCACUCGUCUCCCCAACGAAUCUAGGGUUUCCCUCGACGCGACGAACUUCAUUGCAGGACUUCCUUUCACCUAACAGAUAAAUGGAGUGCGUUGUGCAAGGAAUCAUUGAGACUCAGCAUGUCGAAGCUCUCCAGAUUCUCCUCCAAGGCCUGUGUGGUGUUCCAAAGGAUCGAGUCAGGGUGCAUGAAUUCUGCUUGAAGAGUGGGCCGAACCUUGGAGUUGUGCCCUCGGAGGUUCGGCUCUUGUGCGAUUUAGCUCAGCCCACGCCAACCUGGACGGUUCGACACGCUGGGGGUGCCAUGAGAGGUGCUGGUGCCGAACAACUCUCAGUGCUAGUCCGAAGUGUAGUGGAAAGCAAAGUAAGCAACAACGCACUGCGCUUCUUCUAUGCCGUCGGCUACAAGUUGGACCAUGAGCUUCUCAAGAUAGGCUUCGCCUUCCGUUUCCAAAGAGUUGUGCCCAUUACUGUCACUGUGACAUCUGCUAACAGAAUGCCGAGACUUCAUGCUAUAGACGAUGCCGUGCCUCUGACUCCCGGGAUUCAACUGGUUGAAAUCACAGCACCAGCUGCUGGGGACAACUACAACGAAGUUGCCGCCGCUGUUUCUUCAUUUUGUGAAUACCUGGUUCCGCUUCUGCACCUUUCUAAACCUGGUGUUUCAACUGGCAUAGUUCCAACUGCUGCUGCAGCUGCAUCUUCUCUUUUGUCAAACAGUGGUGGUAAGGCCAUUUAGUGGUGGAACACGAACAUUUGUGUUGGAGAAUUAACAAACUCGAUUGGUAAACACAUCGAUGUCGGGUGGAUCUUGACCCAAACUAUGAAAACAGAUUAAUUGUUGAUGGUUAAAGGCUGAUAAUGGAAGCAUGAGAAAAUGUGUUUCAAAUGCAAAUGGAUUAUCAAUAAAUUGCUAAGCAAUCAAAGGAAGAAUUGGAAGAUACGGCUUAUAA